AUGGAGGGGUUCGGGGGAGCCCCCAGGUUCCUGGCCUAUCCACGUGCCUUCACGGUCCAAAGUGGCACCAAUGCAGUCCUGAGCUGCCAGAUCAUGGGUGAUCCCCAGCCAAGCAUCCUCUGGGAAAAGGACAAGAAUACCAUCGAGCCCUCGGGCCGUUUCCAUAUGGAGUCCAAAGGGGACCUGUACAGCCUGCUGGUGUCCUGUGCCACCCCCGAGGACAGCGGACUCUACGUCUGUAGGGCCAAGAAUAGUGUUGGCGAGACUUACACUGCCACCGUGCUCAGGGUAGAGCCAGCGGAGCCGCGAGAGGGGGAGGGAUGCUCAGGCAGUGUCGCACCUGCCUUCCUCAUUGCCCCCUCGUCCAUGCGGGUGUGCCGGGGGGAGGACGUGAUGUUCACCUGCAGGGUGUCUGGGCAGCCCUGCCCUGUGCUGGAGUGGGAGAAGGAUGGGCACAAGCUCUCCGAACUCUUUGAGAGCAGCCACUUUGCAGUGGGGCAGAAACCAGAGGACUGGCACUUCCUGAAGCUGUUCGGUGCCCGGCCCCAGGAUGGGGGUGUGUAUGUCUGCCGGGCACGCAGCGGCUCCCAGGAGGCCCUGGCUGCCGCCGUGCUCCUGGUUGAACCCCAGGCACUGUUGGAUGGGCUCCCCAAUGGCUCCCCUGCCCACGGCCCCGAGGUACUGGCGGAGCGGCAGCGGUGGCGGCGGCACGCAGCGGGACGGCGCAUGGCACCGGAGACCUGGGUGCCCAAUGGCGUCGUGCCGGCCAGGGUGCCAGGGGCCAAGGCAUUUGCUGUGAGCGCAGGGAAGCAUGCCAAGUUUCGCUGUUAUGUUACUGGCAAGCCCAAGCCAGAGAUUAUCUGGCAGAAAGAUGGUGAACCCCUCGCCCCUGGCCGCAGGCAUCUCAUCUACGAGGACCGGGAGGGCUACUUCAUCCUCAAGGUGCUGUACUGCAAACCUCAGGACCAGGGGCUAUACAUGUGCACUGCUUCCAACACUGCUGGCCAGACCCUCAGUGCAGUGCAGCUGCAGGUGAAAGAGCACCGGCUGCGGUUCCAGGUACAGCUGGCAGACGUGGAGGUAGCAGAGCGGGAGGAUGCAGUGUUGGAGUGCCAGGUGCCACUGGAGACGAUCCCCACCUCCUGGUACCUGGAGGACAGAGAGCUGCAGCCCAGCCACAAGUACGUGAUGGAGGAGCAAGGGGUGGUGCGGCGCCUGACCAUCCGCGAUGCCCGCAUCGAUGACGAUGGCAUCUACCUCUGCCAGAUGAAGGACAAAGGACGCAGCAUUGCCGAGGUCUCUGUCCGAGGGGUGAUUGUGAAGCGGCUGCCACGGAAGCUGGAUGUGAUGGAGGGGGAGAAUGCAGUUUUCUGUGUGGAGACACGGGAUGUGGUAGAGGGCAGCUGCUGGAGCCGGGAUGGGCUACAGCUGCGGGAGUCACCCCGCACCGUGCUUAAGAGCUUCAGCAGGACACACCUCCUGGUGCUGGUGCACGUCACCCGCCAGGACGCGGGCAUCAUCUCCUUCACUGUCGGGGAGUCACAGACAUCCUCCCAGCUCCGAGUCAAGUGUGUGAAGCACGACCCUCCGAGUGCACCAGUAGCAGCUGAGAUGAGCGUGGUGGAGACUAACACAGCUCUGCUGACUUGGUGUCCUGCACCUGACUCCCACCUCCGCCCCGCCAGCCACUACCUGCUGGAGCGUCGGGAGGCAGCGGGAGGGGAGUGGGUGCAGUGCCUUGCCACCGACCUGCCCAGCUGCGUGCGGGUGCUGGGUGACAGCGUGCCUCGCGAGGCCGACUACUGUUUCCGCAUCUCUGCCGCCAACAAGCACGGCAGGAGCAGCCCUGUGGAGUUCCCUGGAUCUGUGCAUCUCGUCAGUGCCACUGGGGCUCAGUCCGACUGUGCUCCAGCCCCAGCAGCUCGUCUGGAGAGGGGUCUGCAGGACACGUGGGUGAGGGAUGGUGAGGAUGCACAGUUCUCCCUGGAGCUGUCAGCUGCAGUGCAUGGAUCCUGGUUCCUCAACGGUGCCAGGCUGCGUGAGGAGGAGGAUGCAGGCGGCCGGUGCAGUGUACAGCGCCAUGGGAUGGAGCACUCGCUGCUGAUCCGAGGAGCACGACUGGUUGACAGUGGGGCCCAGGUCACCUUUGUGUCCGGUGGUGUGCGGGACUCAGCUAUCCUGCAUGUGCAAGCCCCACAGGUCCGCAUUGCCCCAGUGUCUGAGGCUGAACGGCUCCGAAACGUGCCAGCAGGGAUGCCUGUGCUGCUAGAGUGCCAGGUGUCCACCCCGGAUGCCCCUGUCUGCUGGCUGAAGGACGGCAAGGCCGUGCCCCUGGAUGACGUUAUCGCGGUGCAGGCAGAAGGCUGCGUGCGGAGGCUGCUGCUCCGCUCAGCGUGUCCCUCAGACUCUGCUGUGUACACCUGUGACGCUGGGGAUGAUGCCGUGAGCUUUGUGGUGACCGUGACCGAGGUGCCGGUGAGGAUCAUCAGCUCCAAUGAGGAAGUCCCCCACGCCUACGUGGUCGGACAGCGUGUGGAGCUGUGGUGCCAGCUGUCCCGCCCAGCAGUCCCAGUGCACUGGUACAAGGAUGGAGAGGAGGUGGAGGUGGGUGAGAGCCUGCUGCUGGAGCAGGAGGGGCCACAGUGCAAGCUGGUGCUGCCCUGCGCUCAGACACAGGACACAGGAGAGUUCGUCUGCGAUGCUGGUGGGGACUCUGCCUUCUACACCAUCACUGUGGCAGAGGAGCCGGUGAGGAUUGUCAGCUCCAACGAGGGGGCCUCCCACACCUAUGUGGCCGGACAGCGUGUGGAGCUGUGGUGCCAGCUGUCCCGCCCGGCAGCCCCAGUGCACUGGUACAAGGACGGGGAGGAGGUGGAGGCAGGUGAGAGCCUGAUGCUGGAGCAGGAGGGGCUGCAGUGCCGGCUGGUGCUGCCCUGUGCCCGGCCACAGGACACAGGGGAAUUUGUCUGCGACGCUGGUGGGGACUCUGUCUUCUACACAGUCACCGUAGCAGCCCUGAAGGUCUGCCUCACCACAGUGCUGGAGGCAGAGCAGCUCCAGGAGUUGCCAGCAGGGCUGCCCUUGGUGUUGGAGUGCCAGGCGUCCCCUGCACAUGCCCCUGUCCACUGGCUGAAGGACAGCGAGGCCAUGGUCCCAGCACAGGUCCUGGCCAUCUGCUCAGAGGGAUGCUCCCAGGGGCUUCACACUGCUGCAGCUGCACUGUCUGACUCAGGGGUGUACACAUGCCAUGCCAGGGAUGAUGCUGCCAGCUUCAGGGUGACUGCGAGCAGGGAGCUGCCCAGGGGAUUCCUGUCCUCACAUGGGACUCACCCAGCACCACACCUGAGCCCUGCCAUGUCCCCAGCAGAGGCACCAGUGAGGAUUGUCAGUUCCAACAAGGAGGCCUCUCACUCCUACGUGGUCGGGCAGCGCGUGGAGCUGUGGUGCCAGCUGUCCCGCCCCGUGUCCCCAGUGCGCUGGUACAAGGACAGUGAAGAAGUGGAGGUGGGCGAGAGCCUGGUGCUGGAGCAGGAAGGGCUGCAGUACCGCCUGGUGCUGCCCUGUGCCCGGAUGCAAGACACAGGGGAGUUCGUCUGCAGUGCCAGCAAUGCAUCUGUCUCCUACUCCAUCUUUGUGGCAGAGCCACCAGUGAGGAUCCUGCAGCCUCCACAGCGCUCUCUGGAGCUGCUGGUUCAGGCACCAGGGUGUGUGGAACUGCGGUGCGAGCUCUCUGCGCCGGAUGCUCCCGUGCACUGGUUCAAGGAUGGGCUGGAGGUGGACGAGACCGAUAACCUGCUGCUGCUGGUCGAGGGGGCCUGGCGCUGCCUCUUCAUCCCCAAGAGCAGUGCAGAGGAUGCAGGCGAGUACAUCUGUGAGACCAAGGAUGAGGCCGUCUCCUUCGAUGUCAAGGUGUCAGAGCCUCCGGUGAGGAUCCUGCAGCCCUGCAGACCUGUCCCUGUCAUGACGGUGUCCCCGGGGGAGACGGUGACACUUUGCUGUGAGUUGUCCCGUGCGGAUACACCUGUGUUCUGGGCAAAGGAGGGUGUCAGGCUCGAGGCUGGGGGCAGCCUGGUCCUGGAGGAAGAGGGUGUCUAUCGCCGGCUGCUCAUCCCUGCUGCCCAAGCUGAGCACUCUGGAAAAUACACCUGUGACACCGCCAAUGACACAGUGACAUUCACCAUCCAAGUGUUGGAUUCGCUGGUCAGGAUCCUGGAGAAGGAUGUCCUGCUGACCCACCGGUGUUGCCAGGCCAUGGAGGACCUGGUGCUGGAGGUGCACCUCUCGCACAGCCAUGGGGAAGUGAAGUGGUACAAGGACGGGGAGAAGCUGCAGGACACGGGGCGUGUGAGGCUGGAGGAGGACGGGGUGCGCAGAUCCCUUGUGAUCCUGGGCACUACGGGCAAGGAUGCUGGGGAGUAUCUCUGUGACACUGGUGAUGACAGUAUCGUCUUCUUCAUCACUGUAGAAGUCCCCAGGGUGGUGGAGAUCAUCAUGGAGCUGCAAAGCCUGACAGUGCUAGAGGGGGAGGAUGCCACCUUCAAGUGCCUGGUAUCCCCCGAAGAUGUGGCUGUGACGUGGCAGCUGAAUGGCCAGCCCGUGGUCCCCGGUGAGCGCCUGCUGGUGUCAAGGCGUGGGCAGAGCCACAGCCUCACCCUCCGGCAGUGCCAGACAGGUGAUGCAGGCACUGUGACAGCCAAUGCCGAGGGGCUGGUGAGCACAGCUCGGCUGAAUGUACAAGAGGCAGAGGUGCUGUUUGUGCGGAAGCUGCAGGAUGUGGUGGCAGAGGAGCAGGGGGACGUGUGCCUGGAGGUGGAGGUGAGCCACAAGGCUGCCGAGGUGCAGUGGCUGAAGCAGGGCAUCCUCCUUCAGCCGGGCAGCAAGUACCUGCUGCAGGAGUCGGGGUGCCGGCGCACCCUCACCAUCUGCUGCCUUGGCCCUGCCGACCGCGGCACCUACCGCUGCGAGAGCCUGCACGACCGCACGCAGGCCAAGCUUCACGUGGAGCCCCGGAAGGUGUCAAUUCGGACACCACUGACAGACAUGGAGACCUUUGAGAAGGAGACAGCCACCUUUCACCUUGAACUGUCUCACCCUGGCGUGACCGGGGUCUGGACACGGGAUGGCAUCCGGGUGAAGCCCAGCAGCACGUGCCGGAUCAGUGCCACAGGCUGCGGGCACAGCCUGACACUGGAGAGGCUUGCACUGGAAGACUCGGGCACCAUCACCUUCACUGCUGACACUCUGCGCUGCAGUGCCCACCUGCGUGUGCGGGAGCCUCCAGUCACCAUGGUGAGGGUCCCACGAGACCUGGGAGUCCCAGAGACAGGGGUCGCCAGCUUUGAGUGUGAGCUGUCUCGCCCCAAUGCAGAGGUGAAAUGGUUCAAGGACGGGCAGGAGCUGCGGCCAGGGCCCAACUGCCGCAUCUACUCGGCGGGACGGCGCCGCAUCCUGCAGCUGAGCCGCUGCGAGCUGACCGACACCGGCAGCUACACCUGCGAUGCAGGUGACUGCCAGGCCUCUGCCAUGCUGCACGUCCAGGGUACGGUCACCCAGCUCCCAGCCCGCCAGGUCCACAUCGUGCAGGAGCUGCAGGACGUCCAGGUGCAGGAGGGUGACAAUGCAGUCUUCACCUGCGAGGUGUCACAUGGGGAUGUGAAGGGCGAGUGGUUUCGGGACGGGGAGAAAAUCAAGGUCUCCAGCACAGUGAAGAUACGGCAAGAAGGGACCCGGCAUUUCCUGCUGUUCUGUGGUGUGCGCCCUGAGGACAAGGGAUUCAUCCGCUUCACAGCCAGGACAGUCACCUCGGAGGCCAGUCUGCAGGUGGAAGCACUGCCAAUCCGGAUUGUGAAGCCACUGCGGGACAAGACAGUGCUUGCAAGGCACAAGGCGACACUGGAGUGCACCGUGUCCCACGCCCGGGGCCGGGUGCGCUGGCUCCGUGGGGACACCGAGAUCUUUGCCGGUGACAAGUAUGAGAUCUGCAAUCUGGACUGCUACCGCACACUCAUCAUUCACCGCGUGGGCCCCGAGGACGAGGACUCGUACACCUGUGACGCCUUUGAUGACCGCUCCACUGCCCGGCUCCUUGUGGAGGGGAGCUAG
Lonchura striata (white-rumped munia) is the source of this 6102-nucleotide messenger RNA. NCBI's taxonomy places the organism in Eukaryota, Metazoa, Chordata, Aves, Passeriformes, Estrildidae. The record is from RefSeq and is a predicted model, not a curated record.